Dunckerocampus dactyliophorus (ringed pipefish) is the source of this 2399-nucleotide messenger RNA. RefSeq names its product somatostatin receptor type 5-like. The transcript has 2 exons. Bases 613 to 2007 code for a protein of 464 amino acids. Gene Ontology annotation, biological process: neuropeptide signaling pathway. Gene Ontology annotation, cellular component: neuron projection; membrane. NCBI's taxonomy places the organism in Eukaryota, Metazoa, Chordata, Actinopteri, Syngnathiformes, Syngnathidae. The record is from RefSeq and is a predicted model, not a curated record. Gene Ontology annotation, molecular function: somatostatin receptor activity; neuropeptide binding.
GUAAAGGUAUAUACACAUAAAAGUAUAUACAUGUGUAAAGGUAUACAUAAGUACUAAUGUAUAUAAAAGUGUAGAAAAGUGUAAAGCUAUAUAAACGUGUAAAGGUAGCCAUCUUAGCAAGAAUGCUAACCGAUAACUUUUGCAAUCCCAAAUGAGUCAAGUUUAUCAAAAAAAGAAUUCAUAAUUCAAGAUUCAAGAUUCAAGAGUCGGCUGUAAUUUGAUAGAAGUAAACUAUCUUUUCUCUCCAUCUCAUGCACGUAGCCUCUCCUACACACACACACACACACACACACACACACACACACACACACACACACACACACACACAAUGGUCUUUUAACACCUCCCACUUGACUGUCUGUUUCCUAGUUACAAGGCAGAGACCUACUCCUGCUGCUCCUGCUGCAUCUCUCAGAGGUUCUGUUCCAUUUUGGGGGUUCUUCUGCAGACGGAGCUCACGAUGAGACGUGGUCCUGAGCUGAUGGAGCUCGGCGAUGCGUGCACGCUUGUGUCCAGGUUGUGAGGAGAAGGUCCAAAGGCAUGAAUGAGUGCAAAGACGCGUUUGAAAGACGUUAUCAUCCCUUCCGAGGUCCUGCCUGACGUCAGCGCAAAAUGGAGGUGGAGAACGCCAGCACCCCGUUCCUCCUUGACCUUCCCCUCUUCGACGCCAGCGGCCUCAACGAGUCGCUGCUCAACUGCACCAACACCACGGCGGCACAUGGGUCAUGGGGGCCCGGCGCGGCGGGCGUUCUCAUCCCUCUGAUCUACGUGAUCGUGUGCGUGAUCGGCCUGGGCGGGAACACGCUGGUCAUCCAUAUUGUGUUGCAUUACUCCAAGAUGGAGUCAGUGACCAACAUCUACAUCCUCAACUUGGCCAUCGCCGAUGAGCUCUUCAUGCUGGGCCUGCCCUUCCUGGCGGUCCAGAACACGCUGCAGUCAUGGCCGUUUGGGUCGUUCAUGUGCCGCCUGGUGAUGACGGUGGACUCCAUCAACCAGUUCACCAGCAUCUUCUGCCUGACCGUCAUGAGCGUGGACCGCUACCUGGCCGUCAACCACCCCAUCCGCUCUGCCAAGUGGCGGCGCCCUCAGCUGGCCAAAGUGGUGAACGGCACCGUGUGGGCGCUGUCCUUCCUGGUGGUCCUGCCUGUGGUGGUCUUCGCCAACGUCCAGAAGGCCGGUGGUACCUGCAACAUUGUGUGGCCUCAGCCGGCCAACGUGUGGAGAGCGGCCUUCAUCAUCUACACAUCCAGCGUGGGCUUCCUGUGCCCCCUCCUCAUCAUCUGCCUCUGCUACCUCCUCAUCGUCUUCAAGAUCCGCAGCUCGGCCAGGAAGGUGCACGCCGCCUCUACCAAGCGCAGGAAGUCGGAGAGAAAGGUGACGCGCAUGGUGGUCAUCGUGGUGGCCGUCUUCGUCUUCUGCUGGCUGCCUUUCUAUGCACUCAAUGUGGUCAACCUGCUUGUGGCGCUACCCUCCGACUACCAGGGCCUCUACUACUUUGUGGUGGUGCUUGGCUACGCCAACAGCUGCGCCAACCCCUUCGUCUACGGCUUCCUGUCAGACAACUUCAAGAGAGGUUUCAGGAAAGCCCUCUGUCGCACCAGCAGGAAGGUGGAGGACCGCCGGCCCGAGCAGCUCCAGCUGGCACAGGAAGAGGGCAGGAGAGCGCUGGUGCCCCGUGAGAGCCUGGGGCGCGGUCUCGACGAUGACGAGGAGGACGCCUCGGAAAUGACCCAGGUCUACGAAAUCGGCCAAAACGGAAACACUGACUGCCCAUCGCAGAAUCUGCAGCCUUUGUUGACUGACAAAGAGGUGACGGAAGUGACCCCCCUAGAACUAGCCUCCCACACUGCCGGGAAAGAGCCGGCCUGCGGGGCGUCGCUAACGGCACCUUCGCUCGCAAACGCCACCACAAACGGGAGUGUGAAAGCACUGGCGGAGAACAGCAUGGAACAGAGCGCUUCUUUGGAAAUAAGUUACUUGUACUCUUCAAUGAUGUCAAAGAGAUAACGUUGCUAACAUCCAUAACAUCGCUAAUCGCUCUAGUAGAGCCAAAAGCACAAUGAAAGACACCUUUUCUUCAACUUGCCUUUUACAUGUGAAUGUUUCUCCUGAGCACAGAAUGUAUAUAUACUGUAUGUUGACAUAUUGCACAUUUUGUGGCCUUGUUGCACACGUUUGACUUCACUGACACUUUGCUAGCGCUUUCGAAGCUGCUUCAGAUUAUAUGCUAGCUGGCUCAAAGUGACUUUACAUAAAAUGUUUACAUUUUGUAAAGCUCACAGUGUGAUUUUGUGUCAUUAAAGACACAUUACAAAGUAUUUAGGACUUAUUCUAUCUUUCCUGAGCAGCGUUUGAUGGUGUAUUGAGUGUGUUCUGCAUGUUACGUGUUAGCUGGUGAG